UGAUAGUGUUGUAAAUGGAUGUAAUCUAAAUAUUCGUGAAAUUAUCAAAAUAAAUGGCUCUCGGUCGUCUUAAGUUUAUCAUUUAUACGUUAAUAGUUGUCAAAGGAGAGGUAUCGGUGUUGUUUAAUCAGAUUUUAGAUAUUAAUAAAAAAAUGAACGCCAAAAAUUUGCAAACAUGUCUUAACUCUCGAGCCAUCACAUUGGCGUCCGCACCGAAGCGUGACGCCCUUAUGGAAUGAAAACAGAUUUUGUGAAAGGAAUAUUGCAACUUCUCGGACCUUUUCGUCGGUGAUAAUAGCCGAUCAUUCCGAUCGAUUUGUAUUAGUUCACUAGCUGUGUUGAAUUCGUUCGCGACGGUUAUUAUUUGUUGGAAUAGAGUACAGAGGAAAGUAUGUUGAUUUCCUCUUAAAUGUUAAGCUAGAAAAUUGACGCUGGAUCUUUAUACGUGUAAAUAUUGGUUUUAUUGUAUGUAUUUCUACAAUUUGAUAGACAAUGUUCAUGCUUUAAACAUGGUGUACAUAUUUUACGGAUUUAUCGACAUAUUUGUACCCGCGAUAAACGAAUUGAGGACUACUUUGUUAUAAUUAAACACAGUUUUGUGAUUUCUGCAGACAGGGCUUACACUGCGACACGAAUAUGAAUAGAACUGAUAUGUUAUCUAUUUGAUGAAUAGUAUUCAAGUGUACAGAUCUUACAAAACCGAAGUUUGAUUGCAUUAUUUCAGAUAUAUACAAAUGGAGAGCGUUAAAUUAGGAGAUAAAAAGCUAAGUUUUAUGUGUUUAUGUUUCUGUCUGUGUAUAUUUGGCUGCUCCGGUCAGGUUCUUCAGGUUGCAGGAUUUGUGGUCAAUGCUUUAAAUACCGGUUUAAAACUCCUUAAACUUUUCAAUGGCAGUGACGGACCACAUCGUAUGGAUAACAGUGACAUCGUUAAAAAACUACAAGAACGUAUAAGCGCUUCGACUGAAACAUUUAAAACCAGUCUUGGACUUUCUGCAAAACUUGGCCUCAUUGACGAUACCGUUAUAGAUAUACACAGCUCAUUGGCUGAUAUAAUAAAUAUUUUAGAGGCGAAGACCCCAACAGAAAGAGAUGAAUAUUCAAAGUUAUUUGUCAAACGCUUUGAAGACAAUGAUUUGAUAAAAUAUAUUCGAUUUCUACCAGAGCUUCUUACAUAUUCCAUUCCAGGUGCCCAAAGCAAACUUAUCGAUUUGCUAGCAGAUAAUACGCGAUGUAAUAUGACGGCGCUGGACGCGUUCCGGAAGUUUUAUGUCAACCUCUUGUCAGAAGGAAUAUCAAUUCAUCUGCUAUAUUUACACCUAAGCACGAAACUUCCACUGAAUAAGACAAUAGCAAAAUGGGACGCAUCGCUUGAAGGAAUAGCAACUAUUUUCGAUCGUAAACAGGCUUCUUGUAUGAUGAAAUUUCCUGUAUUAGCGCAAGAGGAUGUGAAUAAUGCUGUCGACACCGUUACACUUUGGUCGGACAAUAAACAAAGAUACCCUUGGAAGACCUCUGACGUCAUGUUUUUGAAACCAUAUGGCACUUUCCAGUUUUUGUAUCACAAAUCUAGAGAAAAUCAUCUCUUUUGGCAAAAAACAUCAACAAGGAAUAAAAUAGCUGUAUUCAAUGAUAUAAACGAAACACUGAUUUUACCUGAAGUAUUUGUUAAUGUUUCAGAAACAAUAAAGUCAUCUAUAGAAGGAGAAUGGGAUGAUAACGCUGCCCAGCAUGUUGGGCUUGCUGUUGAAAAGCUCCUGAAUGAUCAAGGUUUGACCAUAAAUGCCAUAGUCGUUUUCUUUGACGGAGGAGAUUUUUCAUCCGAAAAGAUCAAAAUCGAUGAAAAAACGCCAGGCAUCCAGUUGGUAAUAGAAGAUGUAAAACUCAGUCACUGUUAUAAAGACGUCGUUAGCUGUAGUUGGUUUAAAGACACAAAAACUGUUGCCGGAAAAAUGAAAGUAUUUGCAUACAUAGCAAGGCAGACUACAGACAACCCAACAUACAAAACAGGAUCUAGUAUCAGAAACAACCCCUUAUCAGUAGCCGUUUACUUGUUGUUGGUUAUUUUAUUUCGUAUAGUUUUGUAAACUCUUGUGAAAAAAUCGUGUAUGUUGCUUUGAAACGCAGAACCCUUAGAAUGUAAACCUGUAAUAACUUUGCUUUGACAUCGCAAAAGUGCAAAACCAUUAUAAAUCAAAGCACUGAAAGUGCUGUAUGCUGUAAGCCCGAGAAUUGUAAAGCAUAGGUAGACAGACUAUUCGCCCUUACUAGUUCCUUUCUUGACAUUCCUAUAGCAUGUCGUCUGCUAGUUCAGAAACUGUUUAUCGGUUAUUCAAAUGCCAUGAGAAAUUCAGUACAAUUCAAAUGCUAUGAGGAAUUCAGUGCCAUUCAAGUUCCAAAUGGAAUUCAGGGUGCUUCAUAUUCCAUGAGAAAUUAAGUACAAUUCAAAUUCCAUGUGGGAUUCAAUAUGCUUCAUAUUCCGUGUGAAAUUCAGUGCAAUUCAGAGUCCAUGUAUUAUUCAGUGUAAAUCAAAUUCCAUGUAAAUUCAACACAAUUUCAAUCCAUGUACAAUUCUGUAAUUUAAUAUCAAAUUUGUAUUUAUACCAUGAAAAAUUUAGUAUGUUGCAAAUCAAUCCAUCUCUGAAUACUGCACAAGGUAUAUCUGGAACAUCAUGGAUAAUGAAAAAGUUCACCAUCCCUCAAACUCUCUAGCAAAGAUUUGUUUCUGUACAGUACGUUUGAAGCGAUUUUAUAUUAUUUCACCGAUAGUUUUGGAAGCUCUUUCUCUUUAAGAAAGUAAACUAGGUUUCAUUCUGUUUUAAACAAUACAUUGCCGCUUAUAGCCUAAAUGUUCCCUUUUAUUGAAAAAUUGCAAAACAAAUCACAUUUAAUUGAAAUAAUUGGAUAAUGUUUUGUUUAUAUAGUUUAAUAUGUGACUUUAAUUUCUAGUAUAAAUUUUACGCUAAUUAUAUUUGACCUGAAUUGUAGAUAUAAUUGUUAAUAUGAU
This is a messenger RNA of Ruditapes philippinarum (Manila clam), 3004 nucleotides long. RefSeq lists its product as uncharacterized. Bases 735 to 2084 code for a protein of 449 amino acids. The record is from RefSeq and is a predicted model, not a curated record. The transcript has 2 exons. Lineage: Eukaryota; Metazoa; Mollusca; Bivalvia; Venerida; Veneridae.